Messenger RNA from Penicillium odoratum, 1263 nucleotides. Its product is annotated as acyl-CoA desaturase. NCBI's taxonomy places the organism in Eukaryota, Fungi, Ascomycota, Eurotiomycetes, Eurotiales, Aspergillaceae. The transcript has 2 exons. Gene Ontology annotation, cellular component: endoplasmic reticulum membrane. Gene Ontology annotation, biological process: unsaturated fatty acid biosynthetic process. Bases 1 to 1263 code for a protein of 420 amino acids. Gene Ontology annotation, molecular function: stearoyl-CoA 9-desaturase activity; heme binding; iron ion binding. The record is from RefSeq and is a predicted model, not a curated record.
AUGCAAACCCCAAUACAAUGGGGUCACUUCUCCAGGAAGGCUCGUCCCCCUACCAGCGGAGCCCAAGAUAGACCCAAGGCAGGCUCGCUGAAUUGGCCAAUUGUCUUCUUCCUUAUUGGGAUCCCUAUAGGAGCUGUUCUCUCUCUUCUAUGGGUUCCUCUACACAAAAAAACUGCCAUGAUGAUGCCAGCCUGGAUGGUCGGUAGAACUCUUGCCAUCACGGCUGGCUAUCAUCGACUGUGGUCUCACAGAUCUUACACUGCUUGUACUCCCCUGCGGCUGCUUUUGGCAAUCAUUGGCGCCGGCGCUGGACAAGGCAGUAUUAUAUUCUGGAGCCGCGGUCACCGCGCCCACCAUCGCUACGUCGAUACCGACGAUGAUCCUUACAGCAUCAAGAAAGGCUUUUGGCACGCACAUAUAGGCUGGAUGCUGUAUGAGAGUGAAGGGAUCCCCUACGGCGUCCCAAUAAAUGGCCAAGUCGAUAUCAGUGACCUCAGAGCCGAUCCCGUCGUGCGAUGGCAGCACCGCAACUACGUGCUCUUGUUCCUCACUGUGGGCUACGCAGCUCCCUCAUUGGUUUGUGGUCUACUCUACGGAGACUAUCUGGGCGGAUUUCUUUACGCAGGCUGCUUGGCAGUGGCCCUCGCACAGCAAGGCACGUUCUGUACAAAUUCCGUUGCGCAUUGGGCUGGAUCUCAGCCUUAUGCAUCUGAGAAGUCUCCGCGAGAAAGCCAUUUGGCUGGCCUUCUCAUGCUUGGUGAGGGAUAUCAUAAUUUUCAUCACGAGUUCCCAAUUGAUUAUCGCAAUGGACCCCAGUGGUAUGAUCUGGACAUGACCAAGUGGCUGAUAUGGACUUUUUCUCAGCUUGGACUUGCCACUAAGUUAAGACGCUUCCCUCGGAAUGAGAUUGAGAAAGGUAUGAUUCAGCGAAAGUGGGAAAUGUUGAAUAUAGAAGGAAAGACGGUUGAUUGGGGUACACCGCUUGACGAGCUACCGGACAUGGAGUGGGAUGAGUUCCAACAACAAGCAAGGACCGGGCGCAACCUGAUUGUGAUCAAGAAAGUUGUGUAUGAUGUUUCAGCUUUUGUGCUGGAGCACCCUGGAGGUACGGCUUUGAUUACAGGAGCGAUUGGAAAGGAUGCGACGGAUAUGUUCCAAGGCGGAGUAUACGCUCAUUCUGGUGCAGCUUUCAAUCUUUUAGAUACCAUGAGAUCGGCCGUGAUCAGAGAUACAACAAGUCAACCUAAGGACGUCUCAUUUUGA